Messenger RNA from Orycteropus afer afer, 624 nucleotides. RefSeq names its product T-cell receptor-associated transmembrane adapter 1. The coding region runs from base 1 to 624 and encodes 207 amino acids. NCBI's taxonomy places the organism in Eukaryota, Metazoa, Chordata, Mammalia, Tubulidentata, Orycteropodidae. Gene Ontology annotation, cellular component: T cell receptor complex. The transcript has 5 exons. Gene Ontology annotation, biological process: positive regulation of T cell receptor signaling pathway; negative regulation of receptor recycling. The record is from RefSeq and is a predicted model, not a curated record.
AUGGCUUUAAUUGUAGGAAAUGGAUUAGCAGCAGCUAUAUUAUGGGUAUGUUUGCUUUUGUUUCCAGGAAGUUUUGACUGCCACUUUUCAAUCUGGGGACUUAUUGUCUUCUUGGGUUUGGCUCUCAUUAUAUCGCUGAUCUUCAAUAUUUCUCAUUAUGUGGAAAAGCAGCGACAAGGUAAAAUAUACAGUUACUCUGGUGACUACAUUCCCAGGGAUGAUGAAUAUUAUAUUGAAGACACACCAAUUUAUGGCAACUUAGAUAAUGUGGUCCCAGAAGCAACAGAUGAAAAUUACUAUGAGCAAAUGAAAGCCCGACCAGAGAGAUCUGUGAAUAAACUGCAAGACACCUCCCUACCUGCACAGUCAGCAGAUGAAACGCAUAUGUGCUAUGCCUCACUAGAUCACAGCUAUAAAGGGAAGCAACGAAAGCCCAGGAAACAGACUACUCCUGUGUCACACAAGGAUGAAGAUGAGCAAUUUCAUGCAAUGGAUGCCAGCACAUCUAAUACCACUUUGGUAAACAGUAUCCCACUAGAAAGCCAGGCAGUAGAGGAAAGCAUUCAUGAUGAUCCCAUCAGACUAUUUGGAUUGAUUCGAGCAAAGAAAGAUACUAUAAAUUAG